This is a messenger RNA of Dendrobium catenatum, 3141 nucleotides long. RefSeq lists its product as uncharacterized. The transcript is spliced from 6 exons. The record is from RefSeq and is a predicted model, not a curated record. The coding region runs from base 1 to 3141 and encodes 1046 amino acids. NCBI's taxonomy places the organism in Eukaryota, Viridiplantae, Streptophyta, Magnoliopsida, Asparagales, Orchidaceae.
AUGGAUUUGCACUCUGUUGGUUGCAAAUUUACUUGGUUCAAUCAAUGUACGGAUCAUCCUAUACACAUUAAACUUGAUAGAGUUUUGGUUAAUGAAGGUUGGGUUAAAACUUUCACUGAUUCAUACUGCUCCUACCAGAGUUCAUCCUGUUCUGAUCACUGUCCAAUCAUUAUUCAUUAUGGUAGGAAUUUCCAGGUGAACCACAGAUUUCUAUACAAAAAUUACUGGUCUAUAAUUGAUAAGUACUGGGAACUUCUUCUUGACUCUUUUUGCUUGCCUAUCUCGGGAAAUCCGUUAUCCCACUUAUGUAACAGUUUGAGAAUUUUAAAGAGUAGUCUCAAAACUCAAAAUUGGGCCACUUCUUCUACUAUCAGUAAGCAUAUGGAUCAAUGUCUUCAUAAGCAAAAGUAUAUUCUGGAUGCUUUGCAAUCUGUCCCUACCAAUACUUUUAUGAAUCUUGCUUACAAGGAUGCUAAUGAUGAGCUUGCAAACUUAUCUUCUUUGCAAGCCUCGUGGAUUAUUCAAAGGGCUAAGGUCAACUGGUUAAAACAUGGGGAAGACGACCUUAAAUUCCUAUAUUCUAAGAUCCGGACUAAAAUGGGUGGCACCAAAUCUGUUGUUAAUCUUCUUGCCUGUAAUCCCCUUUCCACUAGAGCUGAUGUGGUUAAUUCCAUUAUACAGUACUUCCAAGAAUUAUACAAUCCUACUCCACCUGCUUCUCUGGAAUUGGACUCUUUCCCGUUAGGCAGUGCUUUGCCGGAUGCUCAUGUAUCUUCUAUUAUCUCUACUGUGACUGAUGAUGAAAUAAAAAAUACGGUAUUUUCGGGCUCCUCCUCAUCUGCUCUGGGGCCUGAUGGCUUCAACUUCCAUUUUUAUAAAACGGGGUGGCAUAUCCUUGGGCCUACUAUUUGCAGGGCUGUUCAUUCCUUUUUUCUUAAAGGAUAUAUGCCUAAUGGAGUUAAAUCUACUGCACUUGCUAUUAUCCCUAAACAUAAAAAUGCAGCCAGUAUAUCUGAUUAUAGGCUUAUAGCUUUGUGUAAUGUCUUGUACAAAAUUAUCACCAAGGUGAUGGCUGCUAGGAUAAAACCGAUUAUGUGCUUGAUUGUCAAGGACAACCGAGCGGGAUUUGUGAAAUCUAGAGUGUCGACUGACAACAUAUUGCUUGCUAGUGAUAUCCUUUAUUAUGCAGGGAAAAGAGGAGGCGCCAAUCUUUUUUUUUGUGCCAAAUUAGACUUUAAAAAGGCUUUUGAUUGUGUCUCUAGACAGUUCCUGUUGGCUAGGCUCUUGCAAAAAGUUCUUAACGGUGCUCUUGAAGGGUACUUCUCCUCUACUGCAGGGUUGAGGCAGGGGUGUCCUCUUAGUCUCUACCUCUUUUGUCUGGUCAUGGAUGCUUUCUCCAAUCUUCUUGAGGGGAGGGGUUUCAAAGGUGUUACUACUGAUAAUUAUUCUCUUACUCAUUUGCUCUAUGCAGAUGAUGUUUUGAUCUUUGGGGAGGCCACAACUGAUAACUGUAAAAUUCUUGCUUCGGUGCUGAGGGACUUUGCUAAUUCCACGGGUCUCUACAUCAAUUAUGAAAAAAGCUCUAUCAUGUUCCCUAAACAUCUGAGAAAUCACCUUGAUAUUUGUCAUGAGCUAUCUAUUCACACCAUAGUAGAUAAAAUUACCUACCUUGGUAUACCUCUUUCUUUUUAUUGGCUUAAAAUUGGUGAUUUCCUCCCUCUGCUGGAUUGCUUAAACAGGAAACUUAAUGGCUGGAAAGAUAAUUUAUUGUCUUUUGCUGGUAGACUACAAUACUUGAAAUUCACCAUACAAAACACUAUAGCAUAUUGGAUACGUGGUUCUAUAUUGCCUAAAGCUAUAUACAAAGUCUAUAAAAAAUUAUCCUCUAGAUUUCUAUUUUUUGGGGAUGUUAACUCUGGAAAGAAGCUUCAUAUGCUCUCUUGGGACAAAAUUUGCAAUCCUAAAUCCAAAGGUGGACUGGGUAUCCCUUCUAUACAAGCCUUGCAGUUUGCUUACCACUGCUCUGUAAUCUUCAGGAUGUAUAAUUGCACUACUCCUCUUUCCAUCUGGCUUCUUACCAAAUACAGAUCUCCGUGGAAGGCGCCUCUGGUUUCUGCAUCUAAACUCUGGAAAUCAAUCUGUAAAACUACUGUGGACUCUAAACAUUGCUUUAAAUUCUCUAUCACUCAAAACUCUACUGUUUCUCUUAAAUGGGAUCACUGGUGCCAUAACCUCACGUUAGGGGCUUUUAUUGGCGAUGCUAACCUUGAUAUCAUUCAUGAUAUUCCUCUUUCUGAGCUCAUUUUUGGAAACACUUGGGAUCUCUCCGGUAAAAUUCAUACAUCCCAUCAUCAGGUUUUUUAUGGCAUGCAGAUUUCGGAUAGUUUUGGUGCUUGUCUGUCUUGGAACAAUAGUAAAAAUGUUUGUUUCAAACUUUUUAUAGAUGAAUUCUAUUCUGAAAAAUCAGACUGCUGCUGGGUUAACAUGAUAUGGCAUAGGGGACAUAUUCUUAAACAUACGGUUUUUGUUUGGCUUGCUUUAGCUGGGGGUUUAAAGACUGCACAUGCUCUCCUUACUAGAAAUAUUCAUGUUCCUCUUGGCUGCAGUUUAUGUAAUACUCAUAAGGAAUCUUAUGAAAUGGAAGAAUUAUACAGAAAUUUUGGAAAUUUUCUAAUGAGCUGGCCGUGCUGGUUGCAUCAUCGGGUUCCUGUCCCUGUCCCUUCGUCUAAAGCCUACUGGCCUGACUGGACAAUGAUGAGGCUCCCUUUGCAGGUCCCUUGGAUGGUCUUCGGGCAACCAGGGUAUUUCGUCUUCUAUCUUUAUUCUGAGUCCAGCCCUUAUUGGCUUGGGAGCAGGUCUUACUUCUUUUGGCCUACUUUUGGUGAUUUUUAUCACAGAUGCUACAAGAGAUUGGCUAGUGUUCCAGAUCUCAGCAGAGGUGGAGAGCUGAAGGACAUAGGGAAGAACUCAGGUUGGAGAUUCAUCGUAAGAAACUUCAAUGGAGCUAGAACUAUGAAGUCCGCCAUUGUUGCAGAUAAGGAGGAUGCCGGAGUGGUACUGGAAGAGUAUGAACUUUGUUCUGCCAUGGAGAAACAAGGCGGUGGAGCUCAGGGCUCUGAUACCAUGAAGAGAAAUCAGUAG